AUGUCGUCGCCAUCUAGAUCGCCGUCACCCGCAGGCUCAUUGCGAAGUGUCACCUCUAAUGUCCUCACACCGAGUCGGAAGGUACAAGCUUUGUUGGCUCAAUUCGAUGAGUCAGACUCGGACUCGGAAGAACCUUACCAACGUCCAAGGAACUCAGCGUCUGAUGAGAAAGAUCUAGGCCGGAGUGCCCCAACGAAUGCUAGUCAGGAUGGCGCCUCACUCACUGAGCAAGAUUUGGAAGAUGAAGAUAUUCUACCAGCGGCUCCACGGUCUAGGAUGGCUGCUCGGCUACAAGGGCUGAGUAAUGCGGCUGCCGUCUCAAGUGACAACGAGGAACAGCUAGCAUCAAAAGGAGUUAAAGAGAACGCUUUGGACGAUUCCAAUAGUGAAGGAGCAAGGCCAGCAAUGAGGAGAAGACUGCUCACAAAACGGAAGAGCAGUCCCAUUCAGCGGGAUGCUAGUCCACGUACGUCGAGAUCGCCUUCGCUACCCACUUUGCCCUCACCCAUGGCAGUAAGACCCGACACGACGUCCAGGCAGAAUUCUGAAGGCUCAGAGUCUGAGGACGAGACGAAUAACCCAACCCCUGGUAAAUCUAAGUUUCUGGCUCUGGUUGAGAAACAUAGGAGGCAGCGUCUUGAGAAGGAGGCCGAAGAAGCGGCGAAGAAGGCCUCCCGACUCGAUGCACUCAAAUCUCAAGAGGCUGAAGAUCGCCGUCCACGGGGUUCAAGUCCCGCAGACGAUUCCGACGAAGACAGUGACAUAUCGGGCGAUGAUGCGGCCAAAAACCUGGCCAAGCAGGCUCGGCCUACUCGGAAAGCCAGCAAAAAGGCGUUGGAGGAGAUGAACAGGGAGACCCAGCGAAUCAGUCGCAAUAUGCAGCUUGCACAUCAGGCUCGGACCAAAAAGAAAAUUACCAAGGACAGUCUACUAGCUAGGUUCAAUUUCCCGACGCCAGGCUCUUUGCGACAUUCGAAGACACCGGAACCAGGCAAUGAUAAUCCGGCGACUAGCAGUUCUAGAGCUGGCUCGGAGACCGAAGCAACCAAGGGCCACGACACACCUCCAACGAGCCCUAUGCUGGGUGAAACGAGCACAGGCGGCCUCAAGAAUGUGACAGGUCAUAUUGAUGGUUCACUUCGCGAGUCUAGGAUUGCGGCUGGAAACGAGGAGGAAGAGUUCCCAGUGAAGUUAAUUCCGAAGCAUGAUAAAGGCAAAGGCAGAGCUCUCUCAGAGGGCCCCUUUGAGCACGACGAGCCCUUCACCAGGACCCAACCGAUCCACGUGUCAACAUCUCAAUCCCUGCUUGAGAAAUCCUCAGAACCUGUCCUGAAGCCAACUAUCAAACCUUUCCGAACGAAAUGGUCUCAGGCCCUUCUGAACAAAGGGGGAAGAAAUGAUUUAGAUUCGAGCUCGGACUCAGAGCUUGAAGUGAUCACAACUCGAGGCGACAUUCGAAAGUAUGCGGCAUUCGAGCAUCUACCCAAACGGAAGGCCAAGGAAACUUCGUCACAUCUCGCCUUGAGAUCGUUGGCGAAUCUCAUGGGCAGCGAGGAACGCAAGCAAUCCAUCAAUGCUGCACAACUAGAAGCAUCGUUGAGGAAGGCAGCUCGUAUGCAAGCUCGACAAGAGAGACAAGAUAAGAUCGAAGAAUUGAAAGCUAGAGGUGUGAUGGUUCAAACAGCUGAAGAGCGAGAACGUGAACAACUGGACGUUGAAGACCUGCUGGAAAGAGCCAGACAGGAAGCUGUGGAUAUCCAGAAACGCGAAAAGGCUUUGGCGAGAAAAGAAGGCAACUAUUCCAAAGACGAUUUGCACGACGAUGACGAUGACGACGAUGAAAGCGACGGCGAUUUUGAAGGGGAUGACGAAGAUGAGAUUGCACUUUCGGACGAAGAAGACGAUGUUGAAGAAGACGACGAUGAGCAAGGCGAGGAAGCCCGUGAUCCAGAAGACGGCGAUGGUCAAUUAGUCGACAACGAAGCCGAUGAAAAGGAAUCCGUCACAUCAGGGUCAUCAGAGAACGACCUGGAGGGGACCAUUGAUUCAGAUAGAGGUCUUGAAGCAGACAAUCAGGCCAACCCUUCGUCAAGGAAAGGGCGGUCUGCCCGAGUGCUCAGCGACGACGAGGAAGAGGAUGGUGCGGAGGAAGGGCUCAGAUCGCCCAAAUUGCCAGUGACAACUAAAACACCUCAAUCUUUGUCUCGCUCUGCCAGAAAGCAGAUCCCAGGGCUGCAGAUGUCUGACGACCUUCCGAUUGGAUUGACGCAAGCCUUUGCUGCCACCAUGGGUGACUCUCAAAGUCAACCUACUCAAGAGCAAGACAGCCUUACUAUGACAAUGGAUCUCCCAUCGCCCAAAAUUGCGAUGAUUCCCCGGCUCAACCGUCUCGACUCGGUUGACGUGAUCACGGACAGCCAGCCAGCAUCACAAACACAGCCAUUGAACGUCACCCUCUCCUUCUCACAAUCUCAGAGAGUUCCUCAAUCCCCCGCCACCAACUCAUUGAACGACGGAGUGCAGUUCACUCCAUCGCAGGCCCAAUUCGAACCGACUCAAGACGGCGGGUACAUGUUGACUCCAUUCGCAGGCAAUCGAUUUGCAACGGAGACUCCGCAACAGCUAGGCCCCGAUUCUAGCAUAGAUACAGUCCUGCUCCCUCGAGACCUACCAGACAGCCCCAUAGUGCAAAGAAGAGCCCGACUCAGACGAGGCCACGCCGAUACUGCAGGCAGUGACGACGACCAAGUUGAUACUGCAGACGCUUCUGCUUUCGAAGUAAUGCGUCGGGCAGCCAAGCAGAGAACACGUGAAGUGUUUGACAAGUCGAAAUCCAAUGCUCGAGGAAUUGUGGACGAGGCUGCAGAAGAAUCCGAGGAUGAAUAUGCAGGACUUGGAGGGGCGAGUGACGAAGAUGUCAAUGAAGAAGAAAAUGAGGAUGAUCGUAACAUGAUUGAUGAAGAUACCCAGGUUGGAGCGGGCGACGAGGCCAAGCUAGCGAAGCUCUUUGCAGAUCGCGAGCGUCAGCAAGAUGAAGCUGCGGUUUCGAAACUGCUCAAAGACAUCACCACAGGAGCGCUGCGACGGAAACGCGGGAACGAUGAUCUCGACCUCUCCGAUGAAGAAGAUGCCAUGGUGAGGCGGAGGGAGGCCAAAAGACGCGAGUUCAUGAGAAUGCGUCGAGAAUUACUCAAGGACGAAGCUGUCGGCAAGAUUGCAGAGGACAAGAAGAAGGAAGCAUUUCUACGAAGCAUCGAGGAUCACCAGGCUAGUGACGACGAUGAAGAUGAUUUCAACUUGCCCGAAACUCCGCUCGAGGACGAGUCUCAGGCAGUCGUCCAAACAGCAGAUGAAUCCGAGAAGACUCAAGACCAGGCAGGCAGCCAAGAUGCAGUGCAGGGAGUCAGAAAAGACCAGCAACCCCUCACGACUGCUGCCGCGUCGAGGCUGAACCAGGGCAACCGAUCCAUUGGUCGCGGAAAAGGUCGCAUGGAUCGAAGACCUGCAACAUUGGCCGAGAUCCGAGAAUCUGUAUCCUUUCUCAUUGAAGAAAGUGACUCACAGGCGGCCACAAUUGACCUUGGUCUGUCCGACUCUGAAGAUGAGCCAGAAGCCUACGUCAACCUGGACCGACAUUUUCAGGCCGCAGAGGCGGAUGAAAAUGCGGAGGACGGUGACGAUCUGGGCGAUUUCAUUGUCGACGAUGAUGGAAGGGCCAAGGAAGAGAGCAUUUUCAAGAAGCCAACUAUGCCUUAUAGUGAGAGCCGGGCAUCAUACUCGGAACGACGGACAAAAGAGCGUCCGAAUGUUGUCAAUCGUCUGAACAUGCUCCGGCAGUCAUCAUCGUCUUCAGGAUCGUCUUCCAGCACCAAGAUGGCGUUUUACAGCGGCGACUCAUCGACCGCCGGGUCGUUCGGCAAGGUGCCAGCACUUCUUCGUCGAGCAACCACGAAUUCAAGUUUGGGCAGUUUUGUCGGACGCGGCGAGAAUGUUUCGGCGACAGGAGUGGUGACGAAUCGGCCUGAACGGGGCAAGGCCAGCGACGAGAAGGAAUUUAUCAGGAAAGGAAGCGGUGGGCGGAGGAAUGCAGUCAAUUACAGACCGACUGUCCGAGAAGAGAAGAUGAGUCAACGGGCAGGAAUUGCGAAGAAGAAUGCGGCGAAGAACCAAAAGACAAGGGGGGGAUUCCUGGGCGGUCUAUUCGGGAAGGACAGUUGGGCUUGA
Molecule: messenger RNA, 4224 nt
Organism: Capronia epimyces CBS 606.96
Lineage: Eukaryota; Fungi; Ascomycota; Eurotiomycetes; Chaetothyriales; Herpotrichiellaceae
Exons: 1
Coding region: 1-4224 (1407 amino acids)
Biological process (GO): activation of protein kinase activity; mitotic DNA replication checkpoint signaling; mitotic G2 DNA damage checkpoint signaling
Molecular function (GO): anaphase-promoting complex binding
Source: RefSeq, a predicted model, not a curated record